UCAAAAUAUCACUUGUUAUACAUUUUGAUACCUUUAUUGCAAAUUAUUUUGCAUUCCACACCAUUUUAUCCAUUUUCGUCUUUAUUUUAGAGCUCCAUGAACAGCUUGUGCAAAGAGACAAACAAAACAAGCACACCAGUUACAUAUCAGAGCCAUGGUUUGACAUGUACUUGAAAGAUCGUCGCCCAGUUUCCUUGACCCACAAUCCAUUUAUUACCUUCACUGAUGACCCUAAACCAGAAUAUAUGGAUCAGUUAGUGAGAGCUACCAACUUGGUAAUGUCUUCCCUACGUUUCAUGAAGACUUACAGAGCUAACUUGUUGGAGCCAGAUGUUUAUCACCUGAAUCCAAAACAAAGUGACACCUUGCAGUUCAGGAAGUUUGUCAGAAUGUUGCCUAAGGCAGUUUCUUUCUAUGGAGCAUACUGGUACAAGGCAUUUCCACUAGACAUGAGCCAAUAUCCAAACCUGUUUAACUCUACUAGGAUCCCAAAACAUGGUAAAGAUGUGCUGUUCACAGACAGCUCAGCCAAGCACAUGCUAGUCAUGAGAAAAGGUCACAUGUACCUAUUUGAUGCCAUAGAUAAAGAUGGAAAUAUUGUCACUCCAGAGAUAAUUAUGUCGCACAUUAAGCAUAUAUUGAAUGAUCCACGCCCAGCCAAUGAGAAUGCCCUCGGUGUACUCACAACAAUGGACAGAGAUAAAUGGGCAACUGUGAGAACACAGCUCUGUAACGCAGGGGAUAUGAAUGAAUCAGCUUUCUUUUCAUCAGGGGUGAUGAACGAAGGUUACAUGAAACUUGUAGACUCCGCCCUAUUUUUACUGGUACUAGAUGAUACCACGCCAGAAGAUCCUAACGAGAUUACUAGAAACUUCCUACAUGGGGAUGGAACAAACAGAUGGUUUGAUAAAAGUUUUUCCUUGAUACUAACAAAAGAUGGGAGAGCAGCUGUAAACUUUGAACAUGCCUGGGGAGAUGGUGUCGCAGUUCUGAGAUAUUUUAACGAAGUCUGGAAAGAGUCUACAACUAAACCAUUCGUCCAUCCUGGCACAGUGCCAUCUAAUGUGGAUUCAAAUCUUACUGUUCAGAAUAUAGAAUUUGCUCUAGAUCCAAAAUUAAAGGAAUAUAUAAACAGUGCAAAAACCAGCUAUGAGAAAAAAUAUACAAGCUUGGAUGUUGAUCAUCUAGAAUAUUAUAAAUUUACAAAGACAAGUUUGAAACAAAUGAAGCUCAGUCCUGAUGCAAUGCUACAACUUGUGAUACAGAUGGGUUAUUACAAACAGUAUGGUAAGACAGCAGCCACAUACGAGUCUUGUAGUACUGCAGCAUUUAGACAUGGUAGAACUGAGACCAUCAGAUCAGCAACUCAUGCAACAAAGAAAGCGUGUGAGAUGUUUAAUCAAAAGAACAAUACAUAUUCAGUGGGGGAUUUGAAAGAAGCUCUUGAACAAUGCUCUCAAUACCAUGGUCAGCUUACCAAAGAGGCAGCAAUGGGUCAGGGCUGGGAUAGACACCUGUUUGCUAUGAAGUAUUAUGCAGGCCAGGAAGGGAAGGUACCAAUGCUGUAUCAGGAUCCAGCAUACGCUAACAUUAAUCAUAUUAUCUUAUCAACAUCAACACUCAGUAGUCCCUCUGUAGUUAUAGGUGGAUUUGGUGCUGUAACUCAAAAUGGGUAUGGCGUAGGUUAUUCUGUUGAAGAUGAGAGAAUUGGCUUUAACGUUACCAACUACCCACCAGAAACCAACGUACAUGAGUUUAUAGAUUGUCUCAAGGAAAGUUUAGAUGAUUUAAAUGCUGUGUUUGAAGGAAGAAAUCCUAGAAGUUGAUCACAGUAUUUUAUAUAACUUGGUAAACUACAGGGAGAUGUAUCUUUACCUGUAUUAUUUAUGAUUUAGGACUAAUUUUCCUAUUUAUAUCAUUAUCUUUAGGUGAUUUAGUGCAUUAUGAACCAUAAUGGUUUUAUUUAUGUGUUUGUUACUAUAUUUAGAACUUAUGAUAAGAGUUACAUGUGUGCGAAAGGCAUGGUGUUGGACUUAUAAUUAAAAUGACCACUGUCAUACUGCAUUCCUCAGCUAUGAACACUCUGAAUAAAUGGCUUAUUUGUAGAUUAGAUGUGACCAAAUAGUGAAAAUGGAAAGUUAGCCCAGCAUGGCACAAUUGACAAUAUUGUAGACUGGUUGUGACUCACACUUUGUAUGGAUGGCAGUGGUAAAUAAACUCUAGUACAGUUGCGCAGAACAUAACCUUUUAUCACAAUCUUGCAGAAUGAUGGAAGUGGACCAUAUUUAAAGAAAAGUUUAUUGUAACAGUCAUGUUUUGUGUCUAUGCUUUUGAAUACUGCCUUUAUGCAUUAUUAUCAUUGUGGUUUUUUUCAUUGUUGAUUUUGUUUUAUUUUCAUUUGGGCACAAAUGUUAGAAUGCUGUAAAAAUAGAAAAUAAAAUGUGCAAUGUUUUGAAUAAACAAGUACAUGUAAGUCUUCGGAUUUAAUAAUGGGCGUUUUCCUGUCAUAAAUUAAAGCAUUUUUUGAUGAAAAAAUUUUUUGUUUUAAGGUAAAACGUAUAUUGAAAGGUCAUAAGAAUUUUACAUAUUUUGUAGCUAUUUUAUGUUUUCAAGAUGAACAUGAUUAUAUUGUUAAUUGAUAAGAAAAACUUAAAAACUUGACAGCCAUCAAAUAUUAUAUUAUAAAAUACUAACUAAGUAAGAUGGGCAAAUAUUUUUCAGCUAUUGUUUAAUAAAUUAUUGUGAAUACCUCAAGUUCAAAGCAAAAUAUUAUAUGAGAUGGUAUAGCAAGAUAAUAUAUGAGCAAGUAUAAGGUCAGAGCAUGCAUGCCUUUUAUAGUGCAAAACAUAUUUUCCCCGGAGAGACCUAUCGUGUUCUUGUAUUAGUUGUAUUAAGAAUUUGCCAGUGUUCACCGAGAUCAUAAUGUUGUCAUUAUAUAUUAUUUCGAACAAAAUUAUCUGUGAUAUUUUCAUUUGUAACUGUUCUGUAAACUUAAAACUGUACAGGUUUUUCAUUCUGAAUAAAGCUCAAUAGACUUUAAAA
Ruditapes philippinarum (Manila clam) is the source of this 3042-nucleotide messenger RNA. RefSeq names its product carnitine O-palmitoyltransferase 2, mitochondrial-like. NCBI's taxonomy places the organism in Eukaryota, Metazoa, Mollusca, Bivalvia, Venerida, Veneridae. Gene Ontology annotation, cellular component: mitochondrion. The annotation marks the transcript as partial. The transcript has 13 exons. Gene Ontology annotation, biological process: fatty acid beta-oxidation. The record is from RefSeq and is a predicted model, not a curated record. Gene Ontology annotation, molecular function: carnitine O-palmitoyltransferase activity.